Messenger RNA from Anoplopoma fimbria (sablefish), 1161 nucleotides. It is a transcript of the gene hsd17b2, whose product is annotated as hydroxysteroid (17-beta) dehydrogenase 2. The coding region runs from base 1 to 1161 and encodes 386 amino acids. NCBI's taxonomy places the organism in Eukaryota, Metazoa, Chordata, Actinopteri, Perciformes, Anoplopomatidae. The record is from RefSeq and is a predicted model, not a curated record. Gene Ontology annotation, molecular function: oxidoreductase activity. The transcript is spliced from 5 exons.
AUGGACAUCACUUCCUGUUUCUGUGUCGGAGCUGCAGCCGUGUUCUUCUUCACUGUGCUGUGGAGGCUUAAAGAGGGCUAUGGAACCUGGUCCUGGACCGGCUGGGUCCUGGUCUGGGCUCUGGUCUUGGUCCUGGUCCUGGUCUGGGUCCUGUUCGGGUCCUCUCUGUACCUCUCUGGUCCUCCGGUGGUCUGUGGACUGGUCGUCCUCGGCUGCAGCUUGGUCCUGAUCUGUGAGACGGAGAAGAGAGUCGAGCUGCAGAGCAGAGCGGUGCUGAUCACAGGUUGUGAUUCAGGGUUCGGUCUGGCUCUGGCGGUGCGGCUCAGCGAUGCCGGACUGAAGGUGUUUGCUGGUGUGUUGGACCAGAACGGAGCUGGAGCUCAGCAGCUCAGAGGACGAGGAUCUGAAAACCUGCAGGUGCUGCAGCUCGACGUCACCGACAGCAACCAGAUAGAGACGGCUCACAGGUGCAUCAGCACUCAGGUGGCUGACUCAGGUCUGUGGGGUUUGGUGAAUAACGCCGGAGUCCUUCAUUGUCCCGCCGACGCAGAGCUCCAUCCAAUCACAGCGUUCAGACUCUGCAUGGACGUGAACUUCCUGUCAGCGGUGAAGAUGAGUCAGGUGUUCCUCCCUCUGCUGAGGAGGUCCAGAGGACGCAUCGUCAACGUGUCCAGCAUGGCAGGUGAGGUGCCGAUGCCGCGGUUAGCUGCUUACGGAGCCUCGAAGGCGGCGCUGAGUGUUUUCUCUCAGGUGAUGAGGAUGGAGUUGUCGGUGUGGGGCGUCAAAGUGUCUUUGAUUCAGCCGGCAGGCUUCAGAACAAAGAUCUUCGGGGACAGUGAGGACGUGGAUCGCUACAGCGACCAGAUCCUCGCGGCGGUCUCCUCUGAAGCCAGAGAGGAUUAUGGGUAUUCGUACAUCUGCUCUCUCCCCGGCUGUCUGUCCAGGAUGUCCCUUCAGUCCUCUGAGGAUCUGUCUCCGGUGGUGGACGACAUGUGUCACGCUCUGCUGUCGGUCCGGCCCAAACCCGUGUACACCCCCGGGACGACGGGGUGGCUGCUCCCGUUCUUCCACCGCUACGUUCCCACCGCCGCGUUCGAUGCCGUCAUCACUGCCGUCACUAAAUACAGCGACUGCAGGCCGGCAGGACUCACCAGGAGCUGA